Messenger RNA from Schistocerca americana (American grasshopper), 1691 nucleotides. RefSeq names its product UDP-glucosyltransferase 2-like. The record is from RefSeq and is a predicted model, not a curated record. Gene Ontology annotation, molecular function: UDP-glycosyltransferase activity. Bases 37 to 1578 code for a protein of 513 amino acids. NCBI's taxonomy places the organism in Eukaryota, Metazoa, Arthropoda, Insecta, Orthoptera, Acrididae. The transcript has 6 exons.
UGAUCGCGUCCCAGGCCUAAAUCUGAAUCAGUCGCCAUGCAGGCUAUCUUGCUGCUGCUGCUGCUGCUGUUUACGAGCUGUUCCAUGUCGGCGAGGAUUCUGGGCAUCAACCCCACGGCGUCCAUCAGCCACCAGAAGCCGUUCCUCAUCAUUAUGCGGGCUCUCGCCGAGAGGGGCCACCAGGUGACGGCCAUCACCAGUAAUCCAUUAAAGGACCCACCGCAAAACCUCACACAGAUCGAUAUGUCAUUUACAUAUCCGAAAGCGGAGGACGAAGAGUUUAGAGAUCUCGUAACUGAAAUCACGAAAACACCCACAGAGAAACUGCCUGAAGUGUUGCUUCCUUAUUACGAAUUCGCGUGCGAAGCCCAUUUCAAUUUUCCAGAAAUAAAACAACUUUUACGGCAGGAUGAGAAGUUUGAUGUCGUGAUCUUGGAGGCGGCCCCCACUUUCUGCUACUUUGGUUUCAUCCACAAACUGGGGCCGCCGCCUGUCAUCGGCUUCCUUUCGAUGGGGAUGACUGGCGGGAUCAGUGCCCUCAUGGGUGACACUGUGAAUCCGUCGUACAUGCCAGAGAUCCUGGCACCGUACACAGACCACAUGGAUUUCUGGCAGAGAAUGGACAACUUUCUUGCCCUGUUCAAGCAAGCGCGCUCUGGUGCGAGUGUCAUUCUGCCUGUACAUGAGAGGAUUAUACGGAAGCAUUUUGGACCAGAUGUUCCUAGUCUCAUGGACAUGAUGCGUAACAUGAGUCUUUUCCUGGCGAACAACCACUUCAGUGCCAAUUACCCGCACCCACGUCUGCCCAAUGUAAUAGAGAUGACUGGCCUUCACAUCGAAAAGGAACGGAAGCCCUUACCGAAGGAGAUCCAGAAGUUCUUAGACGGAGCGGACAAUGGCUUCAUAUAUUUCAGUUUAGGAUCGAACAUGAGAAGUAUUUUCCUCUCUAAAGAGAUAAGAGACGCAUUCCUGUACGCUUUCUCUAAACUUCCGCAAAGAAUACUGUGGAAGUUCGAGGAGGUUGACCUCCCCGGAAAACCAGAGAACGUGAUGGUGUCGAAGUGGCUACCGCAGCAGGACGUACUAGCUCAUCGUAACAUCCGGCUGUUCAUCACACAGGGAGGUCUGCAGAGCUUCAACGAGGCGGCGUACUUUGGUGUUCCUCUCCUAGGGAUACCGUGUUUCGCUGACCAGCCCUACAAUAUUGCCAAGAUGGUUAGCGCCGGAAUAGGAGAGAAAAUGGAACUGGGCGAAAUAAACAAAGAAUCACUUCUCCGAGUAAUACGACGCCUUCUUGACACUCCGAGCUACCAGGAGAACAUGCAGAAGUUCUCCGCAGUUUUCCGCGAGCACCAGGCGACGUCGCUGGAGCGCGCCGUGUGGUGGGUGGAGUACGUGAUCCGGCACCGGGGCGCGCCGCACCUGCGCAGCCUCUCGCUGGACAUGAUGCCGUGGCAGACGCUGCUGCUCGACGUCGCCGCCGUGAUCCUCCUAGCCGCGGCCGUCGCCGCCUUCCUCUCGUACAAAGUACUCACCUGGCUCUGCUGCAACGUCUCCAAACCUCGGCACACGAAAUGAAAGCAGUGCACAGUUCGUCCGGUCUCUCGGGAACACGCAUCGGCAUCGAACAGAGAAGAGUAAACGCAAGUAGCGUGACGGGAAGAUUAUUUAUUAUAAAAUGUAUUGUCUAC